GGACAACAGAAGUAACUACACUGUAAUUUACAAUCCAGCUACUUCCGGUAUCGCUGUGUUGGGUGGGACAGCGGAAGCGGCAUUUUUCAGUGCUGUGACAACAGAUUUCCUUCUAAAACAGACAACAUAUUAAAAAAUGCCGGCUUAUCAUUCCAGUCUGUUGGACUCCGAUGCCAAAUUGGUGGGAAAUAUGGCACUGUUGCCCCUCAGGACACAGUUUAAAGGCCCUGCUCCAAAAGAAACUAAAGACACAGACAUCAUCGAUGAGGCCAUUUACUACUUUAAAGCUAACGUGUUCUUCAAGAAUUAUGAAAUUAAGAACGAGGCAGACCGGACGUUGAUCUACGUCACUCUGUACAUCUCUGAAUGCCUCAAGAAGCUGCAGAAGUGUAGCUCAAAAAACCAAGGAGAGAAGGAGAUGUACACACUGGGAAUCACCAACUUCCCCAUCCCAGGAGAGCCGGGAUUCCCUCUCAACGCCAUGUACCUUAAGCCUACCACCAAACAGGAAGAAGAGAAUAUGAGGGCUUACCUGCAGCAGAUUCGUCAGGAAACAGGCGUGAGACUGUGUGACAAAGUGUUCGACCCACAGACAGACAAGCCAAGCAAGUGGUGGAUGUGCUUCGUAAAGAGACAGUUCAUGAACAAGAGUCUGUCUGCUCCUGGUCAGUAAGAGGCAUCCAUGUGGAACGUGGGUCAAGAUGAUAUUACAGUUUUGGUUGUUUUCCCUUUUUUUGUGGUUUAUUUCCAUUGGAUACCAGAUUUAAGAUUAAUUUUAUAUUGCCCAUUUGAUUUCCUGCCAUCAUAUGUACAACACAAGGCAAUCAAAUAAAAGCUGAAAAAUAAAAACGGUUUAUUCUGUA
Molecule: messenger RNA, 863 nt
Organism: Ictalurus punctatus (channel catfish)
Lineage: Eukaryota; Metazoa; Chordata; Actinopteri; Siluriformes; Ictaluridae
Gene: arpc3
Product: actin related protein 2/3 complex, subunit 3
Exons: 7
Coding region: 137-673 (178 amino acids)
Biological process (GO): regulation of actin filament polymerization; Arp2/3 complex-mediated actin nucleation
Cellular component (GO): Arp2/3 protein complex; cytoskeleton
Molecular function (GO): actin filament binding
Source: RefSeq, a predicted model, not a curated record